Peniophora sp. CBMAI 1063 is the source of this 1575-nucleotide messenger RNA. NCBI's taxonomy places the organism in Eukaryota, Fungi, Basidiomycota, Agaricomycetes, Russulales, Peniophoraceae. The record is from the annotation of a GenBank genome assembly.
AUGUCCUCCGAUAGGGAAUCCCUCGGGUCCGCCGGUUCUGGAGAGAAGGAUGUGGAGAAAGGUUACAAGGACUCUGCGCGCGCAGAUGUGCACACCGUAGACGAAGCCGAGAAAGCGCGUCGGCUUGCGGACGCAUUCGCGCCUCUGCGCUGGUUGACGCGCGGUGAGCAGUGGAUGGACAAGAAGCUCGGUGUCGAGUCGUUGGGCAUCGACCGCGUGAAGGAGGAAGAUAAGCAACCGCCUUCGUUGUUCAAUACGUUCUGGCUCUGGUGGUCUAUGACUUGCCAUGUCGGCACCAUCCCUCUUGGUAUUCUGGGUCCCGAGUUCGGCCUCACAUUCGGGCAGUCAUGUUCUGCGAUCGUCGUCGGCUCUUUCCUGGGUGCAAUGUGCACGGCAUUCACGGGUACCUUGGGCCCCAAGACUGGACUUCGCCAAAUCGCGACUAGUCGGUACUCCUUUGGGUUCUGGGGCGCUAAACUGUGCUCUAUCUUGAAUAUUGUCGUCGGCGGAGGCUUCGCUGUGGUCAACAUUGUCACUACGGGUCAGAUCUUAUCAGCGGUCUCCGACUACACUAUGACCAUAUCCGUCGGCUGUGUGAUCGUAGCAAUCAUCUCAUACGUCGUUUCAAUCUUCGGUUUCAGGAUGAUCCACACGUUCGAGAAGUACAGCUGGAUCGUGUCAUUCAUCCUCAUCUGCGUUCUCUAUGGUCAAGCGGCGCCGCAUAUACACCCCACGGCACCCGGUAGUGACGCUGGACUGGUGUUUUCCGGCCAAUGGCUCUCGUUCAUGGCCAUCUGCUUCUCCAGUUCCUCGGGCUGGUGUAGCAUCACGUCGGAUUACUACUGCCAAUAUCCUGCGGCGACUAAGCCCUGGAAGGUCUUCUUCCUCACUCUGUUCGGAGUGACACUGCCCACGGUCUUCGCCACCAUCGCCGGCGCUGCUAUCGGCAAUGCUGCACUCACGGUGGCGUACCCUCCCUACGCCGAGGCUUAUGAAGAUCAUGGUCUCGGCGGUCUUCUCCGUGCGGUCUACCACCCGAAUGGAUGGUCCAAGUUCUGCCUUGUCAUCCUCACCUUCUCCGUCAUCGGCAACAACAUCGCCAUCAACUACUCAAAUGGUCUCUCUCUACAACUGCUUGGGCACGUCUUCCACGCCGUCCCUCGCUUUGUCUGGUCGUUCCUCAAUGCGCUUGUCAUCGCUGUUCUCGCCAUUGCGGGCAAGGAUUCGCUCUCGGCGGUUGUCAACGACUUCGUAUCUAUGCUUGGAUACUGGACGAUCUCAUUCACUCUGAUUCUACUCAUCGAGGACAAGUACUUCCGCCGCAAAGAUGGCUACGACCUCAACAUGUGGGACAAUCCGGCCGGGCUCCCCGUUGGUAUCGCUGCUGUUACGAGUCUUCUUGCGGGCUACCUUGCUGGAGGCGUCCCGGGCAUGGCGCAGGUUUGGUAUAUCGGUCCCAUUGCGGCGAAGUUUGGCGAGUUCGGCGGCGACGUCGGAAUCUUCAUGUCUGGCGCGAUCACUCUCGUAUGCUACCCGCCCUUGCGAUACCUGGAGAAGAAGCAUUUCGGCCGGUAG